Amphiprion ocellaris (clown anemonefish) is the source of this 2160-nucleotide messenger RNA. It is a transcript of the gene gna14a, whose product is annotated as guanine nucleotide binding protein (G protein), alpha 14a. Bases 151 to 1215 code for a protein of 354 amino acids. Gene Ontology annotation, biological process: action potential; phospholipase C-activating dopamine receptor signaling pathway; adenylate cyclase-modulating G protein-coupled receptor signaling pathway. The transcript has 7 exons. Gene Ontology annotation, molecular function: G protein-coupled receptor binding; guanyl nucleotide binding; G-protein beta/gamma-subunit complex binding. Gene Ontology annotation, cellular component: heterotrimeric G-protein complex. Lineage: Eukaryota; Metazoa; Chordata; Actinopteri; Pomacentridae. The record is from RefSeq and is a predicted model, not a curated record.
ACAGAGGCUCAGAAGGAGGCAGCGGGUUUAAAGAUGCUCGGCGCCUCUUCCCUCUGAAUUCGCCAAGUGCUAGAAAGGAGACUCGACAACUUUUCCGAAGCCUGCAACAGUUUCAGGGCCGAGUGGAGGGCGAGCUGGUCGGUCUGAAGGAUGGCUGGAUGCUGCACGUCGGCGGAGGACAGAGAGAACCAGAGGAUCAACGAGGAGAUCGAGAAGCAGCUGCGGAAGGACAAGAAGGAUUCCCGCAGGGAGCUGAAGCUGCUGCUGUUAGGCACUGGAGAAAGUGGAAAGAGCACCUUCAUCAAACAGAUGAGGAUUAUCCACGGAGGAGGAUACACAGAGGAGGACAAGCGGAGCUACGCCAAACUGGUCUUUCAGAACAUCUACACGUCGAUGCAGACCAUGAUCCGAGCCAUGGAGGCCCUCGGUAUAUCUUUCUCUGAUCCCCAGAACCAGAGCCAUGCUAGUGCAGUCCUGGAGGUGGAGGUGGAUAAAGUGGAGGAAUUAGACCAAAGCCUGGCGGUGGGGAUCGGCAGUCUGUGGAACGAUGCAGGAAUACAGGAAUGCUACGACCGACGCAGGGAGUACCAGCUGUCCGACUCCACCAAAUACUACCUCACUGAACUGGAUCGGAUUGCUCAGCCCUCUUACUUACCCGACCUUCAGGACAUCCUCAGGGUCCGAGUGCCGACCACAGGUAUCAUUGAAUACCCCUUUGACAUGGAGAAUGUCAUUUUCAGGAUGGUGGAUGUGGGGGGUCAGAGGUCAGAGCGGAGGAAGUGGAUCCACUGCUUUGAGAACGUCACCUCCAUCAUCUUCCUGGUGGCGCUCAGUGAGUACGACCAGGUCCUGGUUGAGUGCGACAACGAGAACCGUAUGGAGGAGAGCAAGGCCCUGUUCAAAACCAUCAUCACCUACCCCUGGUUCCAGCGCUCCUCCGUCAUACUUUUCCUCAACAAGACUGACAUCCUCAAGGAGAAGAUACUGUACUCUCACAUAGCCACCUACUUCCCUGAAUUCACAGGACCUCAGCAGGAUCCUACAGCAGCCCAAGAAUUCAUCCUGAAAAUGUACCAAGAACAAAACCCGGACAAGGAGAAAACGCUGUACCCUCACUUCACCUGCGCCACCGACACAGAAAACAUCCGCUUCGUCUUCGUGGCCGUGAAAGACACCAUCCUCAGACACAACCUCAAAGAGUUCAAUCUGGUGUAACGACGGCAGGACACAAGGAAAGACUUUAGGAAAUAGCCAACCAUAUUCACUGUUAACAAUACUCAACAUAAGCCAAAAAACUGUCCAAUAUUUUCAAACUUACACAAUGUCAUGUACAGAUCCAGCCAAAGAGAAUAUGAACAUGUUAAACCAAACUAGUGAUUGUGUAGGUUGCUGUGACUCAAAUGCAACUUUGUAUAGAUACUGUAGUGUCCAGUCUAGAGUUUACUGUAUAGACAUUUGCUUUUAAUGAAACAUUAGAAAUGAGAAUUGUGUGACCUACUUAGUUUAAAAAUAUGAUCUGAGUGCUUGAACAUAUACAUAUGUAAUACCUGCUUUAUAUAUAUAGUUUUGCAGAUUCAGUGACUGUAUAAAUCUUCACCGGUCAAUAAUUUGUGGCCGCCAGGGCGGCAUCGGUCAGAACACAAUACAAGAUGUUCCCUUUUUCUCCCUUCAUUCUUAACAGAAGUCACACCUAAACAUCUCUAUGUGUGGCUCAGUAGAAUGCAUGCACACAGAGAAAACGAAAAGCAACACCAAAUAUAUACAUCUGUGCAGUCCCAGCAAACACUCUCCUCUGGAACCUCCACGAACACAAAGAGUUCUCCUCUGCAGAGCAGCAGAGUGUAGUGGCCUCUGAUUGGCCAACGUCCCAAUUGUCUGUUUGCAGGCCUUGUCCGGCCAUCCUUCGUCACAUAUACAUAUAAAUUUAGCCCUAUUGUGUCAUUCAUAAUGUGUAGAUGUGCCUUAUUUCUUCAGCGCUGCCCGAUUUAUCUUGUUUCAGAUGUAAAUAAUCUGAGAUGUGCCUUAAAAACCUCUACACAACUGUUCUCCAAGAAUAAAUUAUAUUUAUAGUCAUUUUCAAUGAACAGUUAUUUAUUGAAGAAUACAACUUGUGUGCUUGUGUGGUAAAAAAUAAAUAAAUAAAUGAAGAUGGCAUUGAAA